Spinacia oleracea (spinach) is the source of this 12806-nucleotide messenger RNA. RefSeq lists its product as uncharacterized. Bases 1738 to 3192 code for a protein of 484 amino acids. The transcript is spliced from 2 exons. The record is from RefSeq and is a predicted model, not a curated record. NCBI's taxonomy places the organism in Eukaryota, Viridiplantae, Streptophyta, Magnoliopsida, Caryophyllales, Amaranthaceae.
CAAUUACGCUCAACGUCACUCCACUUUUUUUUAAAGAUAAUGCUUAUCUUUUUUAAACAUCUUUGCUAGAACUAUUUUUAUCCUUUUGUUGAGUUUUGUUGUGAGUCGUGUACCGAUUGAACUUCUUGAGAAACAAAUCAAUAUUACUCCUUUAAAUAACGACUAAUAUGAAGAGCUUAAUUUUCAUUCAUUCGAAUAGCUCACGCUGCCCAACCUGGAGGAGAAAGCUUUAACAAGUACAUACAUAAAGAGAGAUAUUCACGCUUAAAGCCGGAAGGAGUCUUGUAUUUGCCAGCUUGCUUGAUUGAUGCGGAGGAGACGAGGAGUGAACCCGCCAUGAAGGAUCCAUGUCGACGACGGGACCUGCGUUCUUGCUAUCUUGGAGCCAUGCGCGCUCUUUUCAUUUCUAGACACCAUCAAGGAGGACAUGUCAUUCCCACCAACGCCAUGAAGGAGGAGCCAUGGAGGAGGUUUUGUUAUUAUUUUUUGUUUGUUUUUCUUGCAGGUUAUGACCAAUCUAUGGAGAUGAAGCGUCGGUCAACCACCAUGUCGUCUUGGAAACCGACUGGAGAAGGAUCCGACCUUGACGUUGUUGUAGUCCAUUCACUCCAUUGCCAUCACUCUUACGGUUCCCAUUUUCCUUGUUCGAACGUACAACAAUUAAAGACCGGAGAAGACCGAUAAGAUCAUAAGAACAAGCUCCGUCCUUGACCAACUAAUUAUUUAAUCACCAAAGAUAGGAGUUGCCAGUUUGAUCAAAGAUUUUUUGAGCCUCCGCUACAGUCCGUCGCCUGUCCUCGUUGUACAAGAAGGAGAAGCUCUGUCUGCUACUUACUACCGUGAAGCUAUCGAGUAGAGCAUCGCUACCUUGAAGAAGACGAGAUGCAACUACCUGGUAGAGCACUGCUACCGCACCGAGCAAAACAUCACUAUAUUGCAGGUAUGCUACCAGCAGGCCGGUAGCACCCUCAUUCAGAAAGAGUCUACAGGCAAAUUCUCCUACCAGCAGUCAUAAUUCUUACUAGCUUCCCAGGAAGGCUCGUAGGAAGAUGGCACGUGACCAAUCAAAGAGUCAACGGGUCGCCAUCAAUCGGGUAGGACCCAUAUUGAUCCGUACACCCGACCCGCGCCAAUAUAUAUGGGCCUCAUUUAUUACGAAAGGUACGCAAUCCCAAUCAUUUUCACUUAAUCCUAAACACUUAUCGCAUAUCAUAUCUGACUUAAGUAUCGGAGGGGGAUCCUCGAAUCACCUCCGAGGCUAGUUCACCUAGGAGUUCAUCUGGAUAACAGCACCACACAACCAGCAAGACCUCUCCAACCGUUCCCAAUCCGUACCGGAAUAAUUGGCGCUAGAAGGAGGGGGAUAAUGUAAGCCUUGACAAAACAGCCAACAUGGAUACAUCCGCAACCAGUAACAAAAAGUCUAGAAAAAACAUCAAUCUUCCACAGUCAGCAAUAAUCGCCCCAAUGCCAGUCGUACAAACCACAAGAGUGAAACCACCUGUCUCAACCAGUCAAGUCACACCACUUGCAAAUCCCAUCCCAAAAACACUCAAAUCCCAGAUAAAGCAUCCCCCCGGGUUUUGAAAAUCCGAACGACGUGCUCGUAGAGGACGAGACGUCUUUGGAGGAAAGGGCACAUAAUUCUCCACCCCCACCCCCCCGCACAUACAGAGCAACCUCUCAGCACUAUCCCAAAGGUUUACACCGCAACAGCUUCUGACGGCUUCGACUGUCAUGAAGGCUAUGGUUGAACUGUCCUCGGGGAGGACAGAAGGAAAUCAAAUCGUGACUACCGGUACUCAUCCAGGCGUGAUGCCAGUAAGAAAUCUCUAUGAAACCCUAGAGCAUGAAAUAGUGCUACCGGUACAGCCAGUGCCAAUACUUGUCUGCAGUGAACCUAUGGGCAGAAGGAAAAGGCAUAGUUCUCGACACAGGCAGAGGUCCACCAGGCGCCGAGAGACGGUAUCAGAGCAGGAAGGAUCGGUUCCUGCUGGUAGGGAAUCGACACCAUAUCACGAGGAGUACAUCGUGCAAUCUCCGCAACCUGGUUGGAACAGAUACGAAGGAUACAUGCCUCAUCAAGAGCCGAUGAGACGGACCAUACAUCCUAAAGAUCCCCCCCUGUGCAGGGGUAUACUGGAGCAACCCAUGGAAAAAGUGAAGAUGCCGACGUGCAAAUACAACGGAACCACAGACCCCAAAAAUCACUCCACCGCUUUUGAACAACACAUGAUGUUGUAUUCAGACUCAGACGCCAUGUGGUGCAAAGUAUUCCAAACCACCUUAUCGGGGGUGGCAGCUGAUUGGUAUAAGAAGUUGCCGGCAAGAUCGAUAUUUAGCUUCCGACAGAUACAGGAGGAUUUCGUAAUACGGUUCAUUAGCAAGGUUGAGCGAAAGAAAACAUCCGGAGAGUUGAUGUCAAUCUCGCAAAGGCCGAAAGAGCCCCUGAGAGAGUACCUGACCCGGUUCAACAAUGAAUCCAUCACCAUACCUGAUUUACAGCAAGAGAUAGCGGUUUUGGCUCUACUGAGGGGAAUGCAGGAUUGCGAGUUCAAGAGGUAUCUGGGCAGGAAAUCAUUCACUUUGCUGGGGGAGGCUUUGAGGAAAGCAAAUGAAUACAUCAGAAGCGAUGAGCUGAUGCAGAUAUCACCCAUGGUAGGAGGGCAGGCAGUACAAUCAGCCAGGAAGGAUCAUGUUCCCACACAGCAACACAAUUUUCGAAAAGAUAAUGGUAGAAAAGAGGGCUAUCAGCAGAGAGGAGGGUAUCAGACCAGACAGCCGGUAGGGGCAUAUCAGGUGUAUAAUCCGCUCAACACCGCUAGAGCCACUAUCUACGCAGUGACCAAAUCAACAGCAUGGAGAAAGCCGUUACCACUGGAGGCUCCAGGUAACAAUAAGAAUUUUUGUGCUUUUCAUAACGAUCACGGUCAUUACACAGAGCACUAUAAAGAGUUGAAAGAUAACAUUGAAGAGUUGGUAAGGAAGGGAUACCUGUCCCAAUACAAGGUCCGACAAGAGGGCCAUGGGGGGAAUAAUAGGCGGGGCAGUUCACAUCAUCAUGCCCCCUACAUACCUACCCAGCCGGGGUAUUCACAGCCCACUAGUAGGAUUGAACAAGCACCACCACCUCGACAAGAAACCCGGUCACUACCGGAAACGAGUAAAGAGGGGGCUGACAGACGAAAAUGACCACUAUAUGGAUGAUCUCAGGAGGGCGCGUGCAUGGAGGUACAGUUAGUGGGGCAGUAAAAAGUCUACAGGAGCAUCGGCACCUGGUGAGUUACCAUAGUACAAGAAAAAGGCCUGAACCACCCCCCUUACCGGUCAUUACGUUCACUUCGGAGGAUUGUCGCGGCAUCAUAUACCCCCAUGCAUGAUGACCCGUUGGUACUGGAGCUGGAAAUAGCGAAUUUUCCCGUCAAGAGAUGUCUAAUUGAUGGGCGCAGUUCUGCAAAUAUUAUAUUCUGGGAGGCUUUCACCCAGUUGAACAUCGACCAUGGAGAGUUAUCCAGGGUAAACUACCCCGUUAUUGGAUUCUCUGGAGCCAGUGUCUACCCCGAGGGCAGUAUCCGUUUGCCAGUUCAAGUGGGUAGAGGAAUGUCAGCUAGGGAUUUGAUGGUCGAUUUUUUGGUGAUUAAGGUACCGGCGGCAUACAAUGUGAUAAUUGGUCGACCGUUUAUCCAUGACGCGCAGGCAGUGGUGUCUACAUAUCAUUUUACUAUGAUAUAUCUCUCGAAUCUGGAAAGAACUGAAAGAGUGCAUGGCAGCCAAGAGACUGCCAGAUCAUGCUAUCUAACAGCUAUAAAAGCACCAGGAAGGAUGGUGCCGGAAACCAAUCUGGCCCGAGAAGUAAACAUGCCAGCUAAGAGACAGAGGGGAUCUCAGUAUAGAAAAUUAUGAUGAAAGGCCUGCUUACAUCCCAAGGCCGGCGGCAGAUGGAGAAACGCAAGAAAUCGAGUUAGUAGAAGGAGUGCCGGAAAGAACAGUAAGAAUAGGUGCGGACAUGGAAAUAGAUCAGCAGAUCAAUCUUAUCGGCCUAUUGCGAGAGCAUGCAGAUGUGUUCGCCUUCUCAGCAGAUGAAAUGCCCGGUAUCAGCCCAGACAUAAUAGUGCAUCGCUUGAAUGUCGACAAGUCAGUCAGGCCGGUAAAACAAAAGAAUAGGAAUUUCUCCAAUGAAAAAAACAUUGCAAUAAAGGAAGAGGUGGAAAAGUUGCUGGAAGCAGAGUUCAUAGAAGCUUGUGAUUAUCCUGAAUGGAUGGCCAACGUAGUCAUGGUGAAAAAGCCAGACGGCAGUUGGCGAAUGUGCGUAGAUUUUACCAACCUGAAUGGGGCAUGCCCCAAAGACUACUAUCCGUUGCCACGAAUAGAUAGGCUGGUAGACUCGACCAGUGGUCAUGCUUUGCUGAGUUUCCUGGAUGCUUUCUCAGGGUAUCACCAAAUCAGCCUGUGCAAGGCCGAUAGAAAGAAGGAUGCUUUCAUCACGGAUACAGGGGUUUACAGUUACAAAGCUAUGCCGGUGGGUUGAAGAACGCAGGAUCCACUUACCAGAAGCUAGUGGACAGGGUAUUUGCUUCCCAGAAAGGGAGAAACAUAGAAGUGUACGUGGAUGAUUCGAUAGUAAAAAGUCGGUUGGCCAGCGACCACAUUGACGUUUUGGAAACACUGAGGAAGUUCAGGAUGAAAUUAACCCAAAGAAGUGUGUAUUCGGAGUCCGGUCAGGAAAGUUCUUAGGCUUUCUAGUAAGCGAAAGGGGAAUUGAUGCCAACCCAGAUAAGGUAGAAGCAAUCAUGAAUCUACCAGAGCCCGGCUGCAUAAAAGACGUCCAAAAGCUGACAGGAAGAAUGGCCGCACUGACACGGUUCAUUAGCAAAUCAGCAGAUAAGUCGUUGCCCUUCUUCAACAUGCUAAAGCAAAAUAAAAAAUUCAAGUGGGGAGAAACAGAAAAAGCAGCGUUUGAGGAUGUAAAACGGCACCUGCAAGCCUUACCCACUUUAGCACGACCAGAGGAGGGAGGCACACUACAACUAUACAUAUCUGCAUCUCAGCACACGGUAGCAGCGAUACUGAUCAUAGAGAAGGAUAGAGCCCAGAUACCGGUUUACUUUGUCAGCCAUAUCUUGCAAGAAGCAGAAUAGCGGUAUUCUUUGAUAGAGAAGUUGGGGUUGGCAGUGCUGACUGCAGCCAGAAAACUGAGACCCUAUUUCGAUGCACACGGAAUUGAAGUCCUCACAAACUACCAACUCGAAAGAGCAAUGCAAAAAAUGGACACAUCGGGUAGACUCCUAAAAUGGGCGAUUGAACUGUCGGAAUUCCACAUGGAGUAUCGGCCCAGAACAGCUAUAAAAGCCCAAGCAUUGUCUGACUUCAUAGUCGAAGCAUCAUAUCAGGAGGAUGAAUUGGAGGAAGGAAAAUGGGAGGUGGCAAUAGACGGCUCUGUUACCAAAUCAGGGGCAGGAGCUGGGGUAAUAAUCACUUCACCGGAAGGAGACCAGUUCGAGUAUGCUAUUAAGUUCUCUUUCCAGGUAUCAAACAACGAGGCAGAAUACUAAGCUGCAAUUGUUGGGAUACAAAUAUGCAUGGCGGCUGGUGCUCGUAAGGUCAUACUGACAACCGACUCACAGUUAGUAGCCAACCAGUUCUCAGGAGAAUAUGAAACAAUAGAGGAAUCUAUGAAACGAUUUGCCGAAAAGCUUAAACAAUCAGUAGCACAGUUGGAAAGUUUCAAAAUGAGGUUAGUGCCCCGAUCGGAGAAUAUGUUGGCAGACUCCCUGUCAAAACUGCCCAGCUCAAGUGUUUUGAUCAAAUCAGUAAUGAUUGAGGUCAUGCAUCGAAGGAGUACAAAGGUAGUGGGAAAGGAAGUCAUGGUAAUCACAAAUCAACCUGAAUGGUAUGACACUAUGUGGGCAUACAAGAGGGAUGGAACGCUGCCGAUAGAAAAAAUGGAUGCAAGAAAGCUGGUAAGGAACUCAUGUUGGUUCGUAAUCAUCAGAGGUCAACUCUACAAACGGGGUUUUAGCUUGCCUUUGUUAAGAUGCAUAUCAGCAUACGAAUCCGCCCGGCUGAUAGAAGAAAUGCAUGAGGGAACCUGUGGAAAUCACUUAGGAGGAAAAACCCUUGCACUGGUAUGUCAACGACAGGGAUACUACUGGCCAACCAUGUUAACAGAUGCACAAGAAUACGUCAAGAAAUGCGAAAAAUGCCAAAUGUUCUCGGCAAUCAUCAAUCGUCCUGCAAACGAUCUUAUGCCAAUCCUAAACCCAAUACCAUUCGCCCAAUGGGGAAUGGACAUUUUGGGUUCAUUCACAACGGCAUCUGGGGGAAGAAAAUUUUUGAUCGUGGCAGUGGAUUGUUUCACCAAGUGGAUAGAAGCAGAACCAGUGGCAAAAAUAACUGCGAACCAGAUCAAGAAGUUCAUAUGGAAAAACAUAAUCACCAGGUUUGGAUUACCAACUGCAAUCGUCAUGGAUCAUGGGGUACUGUGAGGGGGUCGAAAAAGCACGAGGCUAAUGCGUGACCUCGUCCCUCGUGGGCGUGACGUUGUCAGAUCAAGUGUAAUUGGAUUUCCUGUGAGUUUACACCCAAUCGACUAGUAAUAUAGGAGUCGCCAUUCAGUUUUUAACGACAAUGAGAAAAACUGGCAAAACCCGGUUAUCGUGACAUAAAGGGAGUGCCAUUAUGUUCGACCACGACGCCCAUAGGUUCCCUUGUGAUCCCUGGUGUGGGGAUCGCUCAACGUACACCCGCAGGGCAGAGAUUGAGAGUUCGGGGGACUGUAACUUCCGAGAGGAGUGCUCAUCGAUAAUACUCCAGAGGCAGGUUAUCCUUCCUAGCUUAGCAUAAAUAAUUGAAGGGACAUGCGUUAAACUAUUAAACUAUUCUGAAUUGAUUUUAGCAAUAUGCAACACAUAAUACUAAACCGAUCGUGAUUAUCUUAUUUAGAUUGAUUUAAGGUACCUAGCAUGAUAAUUCAAUUGUCCAAGGUAUUAUCUUAUUAGGCGUGAUAGAUCAAUCAAAUUAAUAGUUUGACAAUUUUAUAAAAGGGUGACGAAAGCGAUUAAAUCAUAUGAGGGACACAUUACAACGCACCCUUGAGAGGUGCGUUGUGGUUCUCAGAAAACUAACCACUUAGCUUUGCUAUUUCUCCUUUUAUUUAACAAAUCUCGGGUUUCCAAACAAUGUUCCAGUAUUUAGGCUUAAUUCAUCAAGCUACAAGGGGCAGGAUGCGUUCUGUUCGACUUUUGGGUCGAUUGCGACAGAACGCCGGAUCAAUUUCGCAGCGUGAGGCUUAGGCUUAAGGCUAGAGUCAAUACUCAGAUUAUGGAAUUAUGUGUGUUAUUUUCACGUCGAUUUUAGGCUGUAUUUAUUGGAAAAGAGUGUGUGGAAAGAUAGAUUUUAUGAUACGAAUCCAAAAAGAAUCCGGAGAUAAAACGGCCCCAGGCACUUUCAGCGCCCAGGGCUGGGCGCCGAAGAUUUCGGCGCCCAGAUCCAGGCGUUGAAAAUGGGAUCUGGGCCGAGUUCUUUGUCAGAUUCGGACUCUUAGAACACGGAGCUUUUGAGAUUUAUCAGAGUCUUUUAGUGAGUAUUAACUUAUGACGGAAUGCGUCUGGGCCCGUUACGAACUCUAGGUUCGUUAGGAUUUUAAUUAAUACGUAACUCUUAUUUCCGAAUUAUACCAGGAAUAGAAUUCUUUUAGGAUUUAUGUUGGAGUGCAACACCUAAUUCUGACAGGUUUCUAUCUUUUAUGAUUUUGCCACUUUUAACAACUACCUUUUACGGCAGUUACUAUUCUUAGCAGGUUUCUAUAAAUAGCAGCUUUGGCUGAACCACCCCCCUUACCGGUCAUUACGUUCACUUCAGAGGAUUGUCGCGGCAUCAUAUACCCCCAUGCAUGAUGACCCGUUGGUACUGGAGCUGGAAAUAGCGAAUUUUCCCGUCAAGAGAUGUCUAAUUGAUGGGCGCAGUUCUGCAAAUAUUAUAUUCUGGGAGGCUUUCACCCAGUUGAACAUCGACCAUGGAGAGUUAUCCAGGGUAAACUACCCCGUUAUUGGAUUCUCUGGAGCCAGUGUCUACCCCGAGGGCAGUAUCCGUUUGCCAGUUCAAGUGGGUAGAGGAAUGUCAGCUAGGGAUUUGAUGGUCGAUUAUUUGGUGAUUAAGGUACCGGCGGCAUACAAUGUGAUAAUUGGUCGACCGUUUAUCCAUGACGCGCAGGCAGUGGUGUCUACAUAUCAUUUUACUAUGAUAUAUCUCUCGAAUCUGGAAAGAACUGAAAGAGUGCAUGGCAGCCAAGAGACUGCCAGAUCAUGCUAUCUAACAGCUAUAAAAGCACCAGGAAGGAUGGUGCCGGAAACCAAUCUGGCCCGAGAAGUAAACAUGCCAGCUAAGAGACAGAGGGGAUCUCAGUAUAGAAAAUUUUGAUGAAAGGCCUGCUUACAUCCCAAGGCCGGCGGCAGAUGGAGAAACGCAAGAAAUCGAGUGAGUAGAAGGAGUGCCGGAAAGAACAGUAAGAAUAGGUGCGGACAUGGAAAUAGAUCAGCAGAUAAAUCUUAUCGGCCUAUUGCGAGAGCAUGCAGAUGUGUUCACCUUCUCAGUAGAUGAAAUGCCCGGUAUCAGCCCAGACAUAAUAGUGCAUCGCUUGAAUGUCGACAAGUCAGUCAGGCCGGUAAAACAAAAGAAUAGGAAUUUCUCCAAUGAAAAAAACAUUGCAAUAAAGGAAGAGGUGGAAAAGUUUCUGGAAGCAGAGUUCAUAGAAGCUUGUGAUUAUCCUGAAUGAAUGGCCAACGUAGUCAUGGUGAAAAAGCCAGACGGCAGUUGGCGAAUGUGCGUAGAUUUUACCAACCUGAAUGGGGCAUGCCCCAAAGACUGCUAUCCGUUGCCACGAAUAGAUAGGCUGGUAGACUCGACCAGUGGUCAUGCUUUGCUGAGUUUCCUGGAUGCUUUCUCAGGGUAUCACCAAAUCAGCCUGUGCAGGGCCGAUAGAAAGAAGGAUGCUUUCAUCACGGAUACAGGGGUUUACAGUUACAAAGCUAUGUCGUUUGGGUUGAAGAACGCAGGAUCCACUUACCAGAAGCUAGUGGACAGGGUAUUUGCUUCCCAGAAAGGGAGAAACAUAGACGUGUACGUGGAUGAUUCGAUAGUAAAAAGUCGGUUGGCCAGCGACCACAUUGACGUUUUGGAAACACUGAGGAAGUUCAGGAUGAAAUUAAACCCAAAGAAGUGUGUAUUUGGAGUCCGGUCGGGAAAGUUCUUAGGCUUUCUAGUAAGCGAAAGGGGAAUUGAUGCCAACCCAGAUAAGGUAGAAGCAAUCAUGAAUCUACCAGAGCCCGGCUGCAUAAAAGACGUGCAAAAGCUGACAGGAAGAAUGGCCGCACUGACACGGUUCAUUAGCAAAUCAGCAGAUAAGUCGUUGCCCUUCUUCAACAUGCUAAAGCAAAAUAAAAAUUCAAGUGGGGAGAAACAGAAAAAGCAGCGUUUGAGGCUGUAAAACGGCACCUGCAAGCCUUACCCACUAUAGCACGACCAGAGGAGGGAGACACACUACAACUAUACAUAUCUGCAUCUCAGCACACGGUAGCAGCGAUACUGAUCAUAGAGAAGGAUAGAGCCCAGAUACCGGUUUACUUUGUCAGCCAUAUCUUGCAAGAAGCAGAAUAGCGGUAUUCUUUGAUAGAGAAGUUGGGGUUGGCAGUGCUGACUGCAGCCAGAAAACUGAGACCCUAUUUCGAUGCACACGGAAUUGAAGUCCUCACAAACUACCAACUCGAAAGAGCAAUGCAAAAAAUGGACACAUCGGGUAGACUCCUAAAAUGGGCGAUUGAACUGUCGGAAUUCCACAUGGAGUAUCGGCCCAGAACAGCUAUAAAAGCCCAAGCAUUGUCUGACUUCAUAGUCGAAGCAUCAUAUCAGGAGGAUGAAUUGGAGGAAGGAAAAUGGGAGGUGGCAAUAGACGGCUCUGUUACCAAAUCAGGGGCAGGAGCUGGGGUAAUAAUCACUUCACCGGAAGGAGACCAGUUCGAGUAUGCUAUUAAGUUCUCUUUCCAGGUAUCAAACAACGAGGUAGAAUACUAAGAUGCAAUUGCUGGGAUACAAAUAUGCAUGGCGGCUGGUGCUCGUAAGGUCAUACUGACAACCGACUCACAGUUAGUAGCCAACCAGUUCUCAGGAGAAUAUGAAACAAUAGAGGAAUCUAUGAAACGAUAUGCCGAAAAGCUUAAACAAUCAGUAGCACAGUUGGAAAGUUUCAAAAUGAGGUUAGUGCCCCGAUCGGAGAAUAUGUUGGCAGACUCCCUGUCAAAACUGCCCAGCUCAAGUGUUUUGAUCAAAUCAGUAAUGAUUGAGGUCAUGCAUCGAAGGAGUACAAAGGUAGUGGGAAAGGAAGUCAUGGUAAUCACAAAUCAACCUGAAUGGUAUGACACUAUGUGGGCAUACAUGAGGGAUGGAACGCUGCCGACAGAAAAAAUGGAUGCAAGAAAGCUGGUAAGGAACUCAUGUUGGUUCGUAAUCAUCAGAGGUCAACUCUACAAACGGGGUUUUAGCCUGCCUUUGUUAAGAUGCAUAUCAGCAUACGAAUCCGCCCGGCUGAUAGAAGAAAUGCAUGAGGGAACCUGUGGAAAUCACUUAGGAGGAAAAACCCUUGCACUGGUAUGUCAACGACAGGGAUACUACUGGCCAACCAUGUUAACAGAUGCACAAGAAUACGUCAAGAAAUGCGAAAAAUGCCAAAUGUUCUCGGCAAUCAUCAAUCGUCCUGCAAACGAUCUUAUGCCAAUCCUAAACCCAAUACCAUUCGCCCAAUGGGGAAUGGACAUUUUGGGUUCAUUCACAACGGCAUCUGGGGGAAGAAAAUUUUUGAUCGUGGCAGUGGAUUGUUUCACCAAGUGGAUAGAAGCAGAACCAGUGGCAAAAAUAACUGCGAACCAGAUCAAGAAGUUCAUAUGGAAAAACAUAAUCACCAGGUUUGGAUUACCAACUGCAAUCGUCAUGGAUCAUGGGGUACUGUGAGGGGGUCGAAAAAGCACGAGGCUAAUGCGUGACCUCGUCCCUCGUGGGCGUGACGUUGUCAGAUCAAGUGUAAUUGGAUUUCCUGUGAGUUUACACCCAAUCGACUAGUAAUAUAGGAGUCGCCAUUCAGUUUUUAACGACAAUGAGAAAAACUGGCAAAACCCGGUUAUCGUGACAUAAAGGGAGUGCCAUUAUGUUCGACCACGACGGCCAUAGGUUCCCUUGUGAUCCCUGGUGUGGGGAUCGCUCAACGUACACCCGCAGGGCAGAGAUUGAGAGUUCGGGGGAAUGUAAAUACCGAGAGGAGUGCUCAUCGAUAAUACUCCAGAGGCAGGUUAUCCUUCCUAGCUUAGCAUAAAUAAUUGAAGGGACAUGCGUUAAACUAUUAAACUAUUCUGAAUUGAUUUUAGCAAUAUGCAACACAUAAUACUAAACCGAUCGUGAUUAUCUUAUUUAGAUUGAUUUAAGGUACCUAGCAUGAUAAUUCAAUUGUCCAAGGUAUUAUGUUAUUAGGCGUGAUAGAUCAAUCAAAUUAAUAGUUUGACAAUUUUAUAAAAGGGUGACGAAUGCGAUUAAAUCAUAUGAGGGACACAUUACAACGCACCCUUGAGAGGUGCGUUGUGGUUCUCAAAAAACUAACCACUUAGCUUUGCUAUUUCUCCUUUUAUUUAAAAAAUCUCGGGUUUCCAAACAAUGUUCCAGUAUUUAGGCUUAAUUCAUCAAGCUACAAGGGGCAGGAUGCGUUCUGUUCGACUUUUGGGUCGAUUGCGACAGAACGCCGGAUCAAUUUCGCAGCGUGAGGCUUAGGCUUAAGGCUAGAGUCAAUAUUCAGAUUAUGGAAUUGUGUGUAUUAUUUUCACGUCGAUUUUAGGCUGUAUUUAUUGGAAAAGAGUGUGUGGAAAGAUAGAUUUUAAGAUACGAAUCCAAAAAGAAUCCGGAGAUAAAACGGCCCCAGGCACUUUCAGCGCCCAGGGCUGGGCGCCGAAGAUUUCGGCGCCCAGAUCCAGGCGUUGAAAAUGGGAUCUGGGCCGAGUUCUUUGUCAGAUUCGGACUCUUAGAACACGGAGCUUUUGAGAUUUAUCAGAGUCUUUUAGUGAGUAUUAACUUAUGACGGAAUGCGUCUGGGCCCGUUGCGAACUCUAGGUUCGUUAGGAUUUUAAUUAAUACGUAACUCUUAUUUUCGAAUUAUACCAGGAAUAGAAUUCUUUAAGGAUUUAUGUUGGAGUGCAACACCUAAUUCUGACAGGUUUCUAUCUUUUAUGAUUUUGCCACUUUUAACAACUACCUUUUACGGCAGUUACUAUUCUUAGCAGGUUUCUAUAAAUAGCAGCUUUGGCUGAAAUGAAAGGGUGAUCGAGAUUCGUAAUUUUAUAGGAGAUGCGUUGCCAAGUGAAGAUUUAUGUUCUCAUCAUCGAACCUUCCCUUUCAAGAAUAGGGACAAAAUUAGGGGUCUACAGUUAGCCCCCACUUUGACUGAGUCUCGAGAUGAGACGAUGGUCAAAGUGAAGGAAAUAAUGCCCUUGGUCCAAGUAUGCAUUCUAUGUUAAGUCUAAUAAAUGCGGUUCAGUAUUAAUUAACAAGUUAAUAAUUCAGUGAGAUCAAGUGAGCUGAAUGCCUAGCUAGAGGCCGCUUCAGUUCAAGUGGAAUUAAUGAUAUUAAUCCACAGCUUACUCUUGACUGAACCCGUAGGGUCACACAAAUAGUACGUAAACGGAUCAAGUAUUUAAUGGCAUUAAAUACUCCAUCUAUGAAUAUUCGGAACCGACGGAUCUUGGUUUCAGUGGGAGCUAAGAUCGUCACAGGCA